This is a messenger RNA of Toxoplasma gondii ME49, 799 nucleotides long. RefSeq lists its product as hypothetical. The record is from RefSeq and is a predicted model, not a curated record. NCBI's taxonomy places the organism in Eukaryota, Apicomplexa, Conoidasida, Eucoccidiorida, Sarcocystidae. The coding region runs from base 110 to 499 and encodes 129 amino acids. The transcript has 2 exons.
AUCUGCUCUUACGCGCACUGCACCGCAGGUGCAGUGGGAGUGUGUCAGAUACCUGUCUUAGGCUCUAGCCUCUCGGAGUCCCCUUGGUAGCGGUUGCGCAAGGUGGCGAAUGCAGGAGGCAGUGGUGUCGGAUGAGGAGCGGAGACACGACACGCUGGUUGUGGAUAACUCCGUGCGGUCACGUCACGAUUGUGUUGGUCUCUGUGUACAGGCGACUCUAUCGUCUUCGCCCGUGCCAGGAGCAGAAGGUGGGUCCGCGGUUGCAAUGAAACAGGUAACAGCGUAUGUUCACUUGCUUCCUCACCUAAUGAAUGGCGUGAGACAGAAGCACUGGCGGACUGUGUCGUUGUUGGUGUGGAGAGGUAAAGUGCUCUGUCCUGUUGCCACGUGUGUAGCUAUUGAUACGGCUUUUGGGGUAGAAGGGUGUGUGCAGGUCAUCGGCGGAAAGAUCUUUCGACAGCAGCAGGCAGCGGAUUUCGUACUGUUUUCGGUGCAGUAGUAUCUCGACUGUGCAACAUCUGAAGGCAAGCAGGGCCAUGGUGCAGGCAGCGAUUUAUAAUCAGAACAGUACUCUGAUACGAUGCUAGGCGUUUUGCUUGCGGGCUAUUGACGAGCCCUCCAAUCGUAGCUAAGGGCAGGCCCAUCAUGUCGUGGUCUGCAUCUGUCAGUGUGCAUCGUGGAUGAAGCCGAGAGUGUUUGUUCUGCGGAGAGCCGAGUUUGUGCGGCCUGUGCGACUGAGUACCAUAGUCAUGAAGAUUUUCAGUUGUUGCCGCGCUUUUGUUUUUUCGAUGGUUCUGAG